AUGUUCACUCCUUUCACUCUGGUCGUGUUCCUGAUCUCUCUCUCCACCUUCGCCAGCGCGUUUAGCUUUACUGCUGGGACACCCUCGGAAUGCGACAACCUCAGCAUAUCGUGGUCCGGUAUGAUAUAUUAUUAUUCAUCCUACAUUGUACAGAUGAACACCGACAAUUAUUCUGAUAUCAUCGCAGGUGGAACCGGCCCAUUUCAGUUGUUAAUUAUUCCCGUUUUUGGCACACCUCGCAAUAUAUCAAUCCCUACUACCUCGUUCAGCGGCGGACAGGGAACCUAUGCUCUUCCCCUCGCGUUACCCGCCGGUCAAAAAUUCGUCCUCACUAUGUCCGAUGCAACAGGAUUUGGAGCAGGUGGAACGACAGAUGUUAUGUCUGUAGGAGCGUCCCAAGGAGGGAGCUGCAACACAACUGAUCCAGUAAAUCUCACCGAGUCGUCAGGUAUCGCGUUUGCUUUCCAACUCAAUGUAGCGUUGCAGCAGUGCCGGUCGAUCAGCCCUUUUGUCUUCAGCAGUUAUCGCACUGCGGCUCAACCAGUCGCCAUCAUGGUAGCCGUGAUUCCAUCGGGGACUUCCAUUGUGCUGAACCCGCCAGUUGGAUCAAAUUCAUUCAGCUGGACUGCGAAUAUCGUCGGGGCUACAGAUGACAACACUUGCCUGAACAAUUUAUCCCCGUCUUCUACCUCAAGAGCUCCAACAUCAACGGCUAUAGGAGUUCACUCAACGGCAGGCCACACGACGUCAUCCUCCUCACCUUCUGCCACCCCCACGCAAGGCGUUCCAAUAAGUGCGAUCGCAGGCACCGUUAUCGGUGCCCUCCUCUUCCUGGCUGUCGUCGUCACCUUGGGCCUCUUCUUUUUGAGGAAACGGUCAGGUAGUUUCGAUACAGGAGGUGGCGAUUUCCGGAAGCCUUCGCGUCGACUGCAAUCUGAUGUGGACCUCAGUCACGAUCCCGGUCGGGAUAGUCAUCCUCUCGACGCAACCCCGUACGGAUUUUCUCCUCAAACCAACGCCCCCUUUCGUCCCUAUCAGUCUGAUGCAACGCCUACUACACAUCCAUAUUCCUCAUAUACCAGUGCGUCAUCCACCGCCCAUGAUUUGUAUUCGCCCAGCAGUACUAUCCCUCACGAUGCCGACCCCUUUGCCGAUUCUCAUCUCCCACCGUCAUCACAGUAUCGAACACCGUCGCAAUCCCAUCCUGCUUUUUCGCAGUUUUAUUCGCCAUCAGACCCUCUUGUGGCUGAUCCAUUCAAUUCCUCUGGCCCCCCCGUUCUGUCCAGCGCAGAAUUUUCGCUCCAGAGAUCCGAGCAAGCGCCGUCAACUGAUUCUAUGUCUACCGCACAACGGAAAGCCUCCGUGGCUGGUCUGAACGCAUACAAGCCACAGCGCUUCAUCGUUCACACUGAUGCUGAUGAUAUUCUUCCACCUCCUAAUGACGAGGGUGUGGUGGAACUUCCUCCACAAUAUUCCGAACGCCCUGGGAACGCCACUCAUCUAACUUCGCAUUACAACACUUCACCAGAUUCUGCGGCUGAAUCACGCAAAUCAUAGCAGACAUCUAUUUGUACUACCAUUGCGAAAUUCUCAGGUUUACUAAACUUAUCAUAUAUUUGUUGUGUAUGUCCACGAAGCUGUGCGUGUUGGUCUAGAUC
Laccaria bicolor S238N-H82 is the source of this 1658-nucleotide messenger RNA. RefSeq lists its product as uncharacterized. The transcript has 6 exons. NCBI's taxonomy places the organism in Eukaryota, Fungi, Basidiomycota, Agaricomycetes, Agaricales, Hydnangiaceae. The record is from RefSeq and is a predicted model, not a curated record. Bases 1 to 1557 code for a protein of 518 amino acids.